GUUCAACGAGAAAUUCUUUCAAUAAUAAAAUCAAAAAAAGCGACGACUGAAACUCCAUUAACUAGAUUAGAAUUUCCAACGCCGUUAUUAAAAAAAUUAGCUGAAGAACUUAGUAUACGUUUUGGCGGUCGAGCUGAAGUUUAUUAUUCUGCAGGUGUAAGUGAAGGAGUAAAUAAAAUAAACCCUACUGGAAAAUUACAAAAUCAAGUAAGUUACGUCCGGAAGCAAUUGUAUGAAGCAGGAUUACUUAUAACGUCUGGAAGACAACGUUCUACGUCAGUAGAAACAACAAGUACGACUAAAACUUCCGAGGCAAAUCUAAAAGUACUUACCAAUAAAAAUUUCACUGAUUGGGACGCUAUAAAAAAUGCUUGGAAGGAUACAUAUUCUUGUAAGCAGCAGUUGAGGGCCGAUAAACAAGAUAAACUAAUAGAAUUUAGUUUUUUCCCGUGUUUAGCUAAUGCUGCCGCUGUCAAUUUGAUCAAUGACGACUUUACAAGUACAUUCCAGAAUUUAACACCACUAAGUGACUCUUGGGCACAAAUUCGGCCAGCUUUAGAAGAAUUUGUUUUAUCUAAAAGAAUAGAUAAUAUCAAUUAUUCUGGUUCGAUACACGAGCUUUUUCAAUUACCUGAUGCAAAUAAAGAUGCUUUAAUCCUUGAGCUACUUCUUGACGCAAUAAAGUCAACAACGUUGAAUUCAUCAAAGCGACGCAAAAUAGACGAAACACAACCCAUCGAUGAUAAAAAAAAAGGAUAUUACGGAAGUGAAGACAACUUGGAUUCCGAAAUUAAAAGAAGAACCGAUUUGAUAACUUCACCAACAGAAGCGUUAGACCUAGCAUUUAAAAUUUUUGCGAUAACUAACUGUCCUUUUUCAAAAGCAUCUUGGAAUGUGUGGUUACUAAUUAAAAAAGUUGUUUAUAAAAUUUCAUCUAAAGAAAAAUCAUCAGUUCCCCUGCAGAAAGCAAUUACUUUUAUUGAACAACAUUUGAACCUCAAGAUCGUU
Messenger RNA from Cotesia congregata, 1008 nucleotides. Lineage: Eukaryota; Metazoa; Arthropoda; Insecta; Hymenoptera; Braconidae. The record is from the annotation of a GenBank genome assembly.